Adelges cooleyi (spruce gall adelgid) is the source of this 1912-nucleotide messenger RNA. RefSeq lists its product as uncharacterized. NCBI's taxonomy places the organism in Eukaryota, Metazoa, Arthropoda, Insecta, Hemiptera, Adelgidae. The record is from RefSeq and is a predicted model, not a curated record. Gene Ontology annotation, biological process: GPI anchor biosynthetic process. The transcript is spliced from 6 exons. Gene Ontology annotation, cellular component: endoplasmic reticulum. Bases 542 to 1648 code for a protein of 368 amino acids. Gene Ontology annotation, molecular function: hydrolase activity.
AUCGGUUUUUCGCUACAGUGUGGCCACCGUCGCGGCGAAAAACGUCCGAACGUCUCGAUUGGUCGGUCGUCCGCCGUGCCGUCCAAUAGGGAGCCGCUGUCGUUUCUCGUUUUGCCAGCAGCUACUCUACCGUCGUCCGGUCGGUUAUGGUUACAACCGAGCCUGGUUGUACCAUGGAGUACAACCGUUUUACUUUUUUUUAUCAAACGUUACGUUAUCGUUAUUGUGAUAACGGGUCCGUACAGACCUGCUGAUAGUAGAGCACACUAGAUAGUAAAUAAAAACAAUUUGAAAUAAUAUGAAUCUCAGACAAGAGAACAAAAAUUGCGCAUCAGAUACUUAAAAAAAAAGUCACGUUAUCGUAAAUCAAAUAAAAAAAUGCACCUUUAACCGUACUUAUAAUAUUAUGUUUAAUAACUAUUUUACUAGUAAGUUUAUCUAACCAUGUUAAUCGGUAUUAAUAAAUACAAGUAACGUUGAUGUACAAACAUAAUAGAUUUCGAUUAAAUUAAGUAUUAAUGCAAUAUUUUUAAUAACAAAAAUGUUCCAAUUGUUUUAUUUGUCAAGAUUAAAAACAUUCUCGCAAAUAACAUUAAACCGGCUCAAUGAAUACAUCAAUUAUGUGCUAGCGUUUUUUAUAGCCGCAACCGUAAUUUAUAACGAAUGGCUUGUAUAUUCGCUGUAUGCAGGCAAUUGGCCAUCGUUGUAUUGCGGUAAUGAAGAUUAUUGCACUAGAGUUUUGUUAGUGGCCGAUCCACAAAUAUUGGGUGAAGAGCAUGAAAAUUUGUUGACGCGUUGGGACAGUGAUCGAUACUUGUUUAACACUUAUGGCCGGGCAUUCCAACACGUCAGACCCGACAAUGUUGUAUUCAUGGGUGAUCUGAUGGACGAAGGAUCAUUGGCCGACCAACAAUGUUUCGAAAGAUAUUUGUACAGGUUUUGCAAGAUAUUUUUCUUGAAAAAUUCUCCUCCUAUAGCAUCGCAGAAUGUGAUUUUCAUUCCGGGUGACAACGAUAUCGGAGGCGAAGAAGAAAUUGUUAUCCGAGAAAAAGUCGAUCGUUUCAAUGCCCAUUUUGGGUCGCCGGAAAUAAUUGAAAAACAAAAUAUUCAAUUUAUUAUGGUAAACAAAUUAAUAGAAUCAAUGCCUAAUAAUACAGACACUUCUAAUUCGACAAAAACAAUAAAAAUUAUGUUUUCACACGUACCGUUGACGACGAAAUGGUCCCAAUACACGGAUAAAGUGUUACACGAGUUUAACAAUGAAUUCAUCAUCUCCGCUCACGAUCAUAACUCGUACAAUUUUGUCAGCAACGCGAAAACAAAAGAACGUAUAUUUGUACAAAGACUGGGUUUCAACAAUUUAAGCAGUAUGUCUGGAGCGCAGUGGAGGUUCGGACAACAAUCCCCACACGUCGUCACCGAAAUCAUCGUGCCCACGUGUUCGUACAGAAUGGGAUCUGAAAACGUGGGAUACGGCGUGUUGACUAUUGAUACAUUCAGACAUUCGGUCACUUAUACAAUAUUAUGGUCUCCGUCAAGAUUUUAUAGUUUAAACAUAUAUCUGUACGUUUGGGUUUUAUGUUUUUUCCUAUAUUUAUUGCAUUUAUUUACCAGAAACAGUAAUUCCAUUACGUACAGAGUGAUAUGAAAAUCGAGCGAUCAAAAUUCGACUUAAUGUUUUUCUUUGAGAAAAAAGAGCGAAAGUAACUUAACAAAUUGGUAUAAACCUAUCGAAUAUGCUCAAAAUAUAAGUUUAAUUUGUCGCACAUAAUGUGACGUUGUGUUACAAUUUUUUUUAAAAUAAAAAUGAACGCAUACUUUUUGUGAUAAAUAAAUGAAAAAAAUAUAUAAAUAUAUUUAAAGAGCAGUAAACCGGCUCAAAACUUACUACAAUGACAAUCUUGAAUUUUUC